GUUACUUAUUUUUUUUUUUUAACUUUUUAUUUAUUUAUUUAUUUAUUUAUAAUAUAAUAAUAUAUUAAAAUCAAUCAUGGAUACUAUUUCAAUUGAUGAUAUUAGAAAUCAAUGGAUCGAGGAAGGUCAAGGACAUGUUUUUCAUUGGUUUGAUGGAUUAACAAAUGAAGAAAAAAAACAAUUUGAAAAUGAUAUAAGAUCAAUCGAUGUUAAAGAGGUUAACAGGGAUUAUAAAAGAGUAGUACAGGAUAAAGUUAAUCAAAAAGUUAUAUUAUCAUAUCAACAUUUUGAUAAUGUUAUGACAUUAGAUAAAAUUAAAGAGGAAGAUAAGAAAAGAUGGGAACAAAUUGGAUUUGAACUAAUUAGUCAAGGUAAAGUUGGUAUUUUAUUAUUAGCAGGUGGACAAGCAACUAGAUUAGGUACAGCAUUCCCAAAAGGAUUUUAUGAUGUUGGAUUACCAUCAAAGAAAUCACUCUUCCAAUUACAAGCAGAAAGAGUAUUAAAAUUACAAUCAUUAGUAAGCCAAAGAUGCCCAGAUUAUGAUGAUACAAAACCCAUUCAAUGGUAUAUUAUGACAAGUGACGCCACCCAUCACGAAACUAUUAAAUUCUUUGAUAGACACGACUAUUUUGGUUUAAAAAAAGAAUCAUUCUUUUUCUUUUGUCAACCAAUGAUUCCAUGUAUCACUCCAGAAGGUAAAAUUAUUAAUGAAAGUCGUUCAAAGAUUUCACUCUCUCCAAAUGGUAAUGGUGGUUUAUUUAAAACUCUUCAAACCUCAGGUGCUUUAGAUGAUAUGCGUAAGAAGGGCAUCGAAUACAUCUCUCAAUAUUGUGUUGAUAAUAUUUUAAUUAAAAUGGCCGAUCCUGUAUUUAUUGGUUGUAUGCAUGAACAAAAAGCUGAUUGUGCUGCUAAAGUAGUUUCAAAGAAAGAUCCAGAGGAACCAGUUGGAGUUAUGGCAGUCAGAGAAGGUAAACCAUUUGUAUUGGAAUAUAGCGAAAUUGAUAAAGAGUCAAAAUAUUUAAGAGAUUCAAAUAAUAAAUUGGUAUUUAAUUAUGCACAUAUUUGCAUUAAUGCAUUUUCAUUCGAAUUUCUUGAUAGAAUCGCAAAACAACAUUUAGAUGAUUUGAAAUAUCAUGUUGCUUUUAAAAAGAUUCCAACUGCUGAUGAAAAUGGUUCACGUUCAACACCACCACAACCAAAUGGUUGGAAACUUGAAAAAUUCAUCUUUGACGUUUUCCCAUUCUCUCAUAAAAUGGUUUGCUUAGAAAUCGAUCGUUCUGAAGAAUUUUCCCCAUUAAAAAACUGUGCUGGUAUGCCAAUUCCUGCAGAUUCACCAGAAACUUGUCUUCGUGAUAUUUGCCAUUUACAUCGUACCUAUAUAGAAGCUGCUGGUGGUAAAGUUGAUUUAGAUGAAUCUCAAAUUUGUGAAGUAUCCCCAUUAACUUCUUAUGCUGGUGAAGGUUUAGAAAAUAUUGUAAAAGGUAGAAUUAUUAAGUUACCAUAUGAAAUUAAUCAAAAAACUCCUCAUAUUUCUCAAUGUUAAAAUUAAAUUUAAUAACAAUUUAAAAUCAAAAUCAAAAUCAAAAUCAAAAUCAAAAUCAAAAUCAAAAUCAAAUCAUAUAUUUUUCCUCACGUAUAAUUAUUACCUCCAUUGGGUAGCAUUUCUCUGUUAUAGAUUUAAAAUAAUCAAUAUUUAGUUAAUAUUGGAAGGAUUUAAAAUUUUAAUAAUAACAAUAAAAUUUUUUAAUGUAAAUUAACAAAUCAUAAAUCAAU
Messenger RNA from Dictyostelium purpureum, 1773 nucleotides. RefSeq lists its product as uncharacterized. The transcript has 3 exons. Lineage: Eukaryota; Evosea; Eumycetozoa; Dictyosteliales; Dictyosteliaceae. Gene Ontology annotation, biological process: UDP-N-acetylglucosamine biosynthetic process. Bases 77 to 1543 code for a protein of 488 amino acids. The record is from RefSeq and is a predicted model, not a curated record. Gene Ontology annotation, molecular function: UDP-N-acetylglucosamine diphosphorylase activity.